AUGUGUCUUUUUCAUCUGGCCUUUUCAUUUGUUUUAGUUCAUUUGUUCUUUUCAUCUGUCAUUAUCAUCUGUCUUUUUCAUUUGUCCCCUUUUCAUCUGAUCUUUUCAUUUGUCUCCUUUUCAUCUGUUCUUUUCAUCUGUUCUUUUCAUGACUUUUUUCGAUUGUUCUUUCCAUGUCUUUUUCCAUAUGUCUCUUUUUAUCCGUCUUUUUGUCUCUGUGCUUUUCAUCUAUUCUUUUCAUCUGUCCUUUUCAUCUGUUAUUUUCAUAUCUUUUUUCAUAUCUCCUCUUCAUUUCAUACGUCCUUUUCAUUCGUUGUUUCUCAUCUGUCUAUUUUAUAUUUUCUUUUCAUUUGUGCUAUUAAUUUUUUCCAUAUGUUUUUCAUUUGUUCUUUCCAUUUUUUUUCAUCUGCUCUUUUCAUCUGCCAUUUUCUUUUUUCAUUUGUCUUUUUUCAUCUAUCCUUUACAUCUGUCCUUUCCAUCUGUUCUUUACAUCUGUCCUUUUCAUCUGUUCUUUUCAUCAGUCAUUUCUUUUCAUCUGUCCCUUACAUCUGUCCUUUCCAUCUGUCCUUUUCAUCUAUCCUUUACAUCUGUCCUUUCCAUCUGUUCUUUCCAUCUCUUCUCUUCACCUAUUCUUUGCCUCUGUUUUGUCAUCUUUCCUUUAUUUCUGUAUUUUUCCUCUGUUCUUUUGCUUUCUGCAUUCCACCACUCAUUUGCUUUCUUUCCCUUUUUUUUUAUUCUCUUUUUUUUCCACUUUUUUUUUUUUUUGUCUCUCCCUCUUUCUGUAUCUCCUUCCUCUUCUCUUUCCUUCUUUUCCGGUUACUUGAUUUUCUAUCUCUUUUUUUAUUGCUUUCUUCAUUUCUUUCUUAUCUUUUCCAUUCUUCGUUUUAUUUCUUGCCACUCUCUAUCUGUUUCUUACUUUUUCCUUUGUCACUCUUCCUAUCUUUCUUUCUCUUUAUGGCUUUCUUUCUUUCUCUACCUUUUCUUUGCUCAGUGUCCUUAUUUCAAUCUGUUGCUUCGCCAACGCCAAUUCUUUCUUUCUCUUUCCUUUCUUUCUCUCUUUCUAUCUUUCUUUCUUUCUUUUAUUUCAUUUUUCUUUCUUUUUUUCCCAUUUUCCUUUCAGUUUUCUUUCUUUCUUCUUUCUUUCUUUUUUCUUUCUUUCAUUCUUUCUUUCUUUCUACUUUCUUUCAUUUUUCUUUCUUUCCUUUUCCCAUUUUCUUUCCAUUCAACUUUCUUUAUUUUAAUAGUUUUUUCUUAUUUUCUUUGUUCCUCCUUUACACCUUUUUCGUUGGGCUUACAACCGCUAUUUUUAAAUUUUCGAUUCUUUCUUUCGUUCGUUUCUUUCUUUCUUUCUUUCUUUCUUUCUUUCUUUCUUUCUUUCUUUCUUUCAUUUCUCAUUUCCUAUGCAUCUAG
Acanthosepion pharaonis is the source of this 1410-nucleotide messenger RNA. The record is from the annotation of a GenBank genome assembly. Lineage: Eukaryota; Metazoa; Mollusca; Cephalopoda; Sepiida; Sepiidae.